CCAGGCGGCCACCAAUCCGACCGUUGCGAUUGGGCUCCUCCUCCCCACCUCCCCAUUGACCGGAAUCGCGCCGCCGCCGCAAGAGCCGACGGCGAGCGACUCCCCCCGCCCCCGCCCCCCACGAUGGCAACUGGCGGCGUCCCCGCGGCGGGCCCCUCGCCGGCGCCGGCGGAGGCCCCGGGAAGCCCGGUGUCCCCGCUCGAGGCGGCGGGGGCGGACUAUGAGCGGGUGCGGGCCGCGCGGAUCCGGGAGAACAUGGAACGGAUGCGGAAGCUCGGCAUCCUCGACCUCGCGCACAACCUCACCAGCUCCUCCCUCGCCGCCGCCGCCGGCGGGGGCACCGGCAGGGGGAGGGCGCGGCAGAAGCCCGUGGAACCGGGGUCCCCCGGGGCGCCGCCGCCCAAGCCCAAGCUCGCGCGGCGGUCGCUCAGGCUGAAGAACGUGGAACCAGUCAGCUAUUGUGAAAUUCAGCCCAAGAAGGAGAGAGAUCCUCAAGGUGUUAGAACUGAGUUGCUAGAGGAAGGAGCCAAGGAAGAAAUAUACACUGAGGAGCACGAGAAGCUUUUGGGUACAUGUAAUACUCCUUGGACUCUCUUUGUCGAUGGUUGUGACAAAGAUGGUAAGCGCAUCUAUGAUCAAGUGAGGGGCCAGACCUGUCAUCAGUGCCGGCAGAAGACUCUUGGUCAUCACACAAGCUGCUGCAAAUGCCAGAUUGUCCAAGGGCAGUUCUGUGGAGAUUGUUUGUACAUGAGGUAUGGCGAGAAUGUGCUAGAAGCUAAGAAGAAUCCCAGCUGGAUAUGUCCCGUUUGCCGUGGCAUUUGUAAUUGCAGUAUAUGCAGAACUAAGAAAGGAUGGUUCCCUACUGGUUCUGCGUAUAGGAAGGUUGUCAGACUUGGGUACAAUUCUGUGGCUCACUAUCUAAUUGCAACACAGCGAGCAUCAGCUAACCCAGAGGAUUCAAGCUCAGCUGACUUCUCAAACAAGCAGCUUCCUGACAAAUCAGAAACCUCAUGUGUUUCUGACCAUGAUGCUACAGCUGCCAAGGAGAGCUUAGAGGAUGGAGAAACGAGUAGCAAAGCUAAGCAGAGCAAAGCAAAUUGCCGCCAAGUGAAGAACUCUGAUGGCGACAAGGACGAUAGCAGAAGCGAGUCCGCGGUGACAUCUGAUGCUCACAUUGAUCAGGCCAAUAAUAAUGUUGGAUGUGUCACUCCAUCGUCUAAGCCAACUUCAAGGAAGAGGAAGUACGAACGAAGCCCAGACUGCAUUGCAAGGAGGCUGCGAAGCCCAGACUGCAUUGCAAGGAGGCUGCGAUCCCGGUCCAACAAGCCAUGAACAUUGGAUCCUAUGAGAACGGACUCCCGUUUGCUUUUGUGAUCCCAGUCCAAGUGGGUCGUGGUGUGUAGGUGUUGUGGACACUAUAUUUGGCAAGAAGUACCAGUGCAGGAGCAAGGCAAGGGCGUCCACAACAGAAUAGGUGCCUAGUUUGGUUAUUUCCGGUUUGUUAGGCUUAAGUUUAGGAGGUCUGUUAAGAUAGUCUUUAUAUUCAGGGAAGAGAAGAGAGUCUUGGCAAGUAGAAGGAUAGCCUUUAGAGCUCAGAGCCUCCUGUGUGAGGGCGAGUUAGGGUUCUAUUCAACUGCCGAACCUGUUAUCUGUGAUUUGGAAAUUGGGAUUGAUUAAAAUAGCAGUCCACAUCA
This is a messenger RNA of Panicum virgatum (switchgrass), 1694 nucleotides long. RefSeq names its product cell division cycle-associated protein 7-like. The coding region runs from base 124 to 1332 and encodes 402 amino acids. Gene Ontology annotation, cellular component: nucleus. The record is from RefSeq and is a predicted model, not a curated record. Gene Ontology annotation, biological process: regulation of DNA-templated transcription. The transcript has 5 exons. NCBI's taxonomy places the organism in Eukaryota, Viridiplantae, Streptophyta, Magnoliopsida, Poales, Poaceae.